GUGAAUGAAGGGGGACCGGGGGCCGUGUUUUCAUCCACCGCCUUUGAAAACCCAGUCGUCCUGACAUCCGGGGAGGACCCCCAGCUGGCCUGACCCGGUCCAGGGCCACAGGGACAGUCAGUGACGUCACGGAGCGCAGAGGGGUGGCAUUCCUUGUCUGCUGCCACUUGGCGGAGAGGGUGGCGGCUGGGGACAAGGAAACUUCGCCUGGCCCGAGGGCUGCAGUGGUGGCAGCAUCUUCGUACCCUGGGGACAGUGGCCUGGGAAUGACACAGUUUAGGGACCACAACUCCUGGCUUUUCUUUUCCUGAGGCUUCUCGGUGCAGCAGGCAUGUACAGAGAGAACGCGUGUCCACCUGUCUCCGGUGUGCGGCCUGGGAGGGAGCGCGCUUCUCCCUUUAAUGUCCUGCUCGCCGACCGAGGCCCUUGGUUUUGUGUUGUUUCUUGAACUGCCUGAAGUGAUGGCUGUCUUCCCGGCUGAGAACCUGCCGCACUUGAAGACGCUCCGGCACCCGUGCCUGCUGAGGUUCCUGUCCUGCUCGGUGGAGGCGGACGGCAUCCAUCUGGUCACCGAGCGCGUGCAGCCGCUGGAGGUGGUCCUGGCAGCGCUGUCCCCCGCCGAGGUCUGCGCCGGCAUCUACGACAUCCUGCUGGCCCUGGUCUUCCUUCACGACCGGGGACACCUGACGCACAACAACGUCUGCGUGUCAUCCGUGUUUGUGAGCGAGGACGGACACUGGAAGCUGGGAGCCAUGGAGACCGUCUGCCGGGUGCCCCAGGCCACCCCGGAGUUCCUGAGGAGCAUCCAGUCCGUCAGAGACCCGGCGUGUGUCCCUCCCGAGGAGACGGCUCCAGAGUUCGCGGCGCUGCCGGAGGCCCACGGACAUGCCCGGGACGCCUACGCGUUCGGGAAGCUGGCGGAGAGGCUGCUCAGGGCCCUCGGCGAGCACGUUUCAGCGGACGCUCUCUGCAGCUUCCGACAGACCCUGCACUCAGCCUUGCUGCAGCCCGCCCCCCAGCGCCGGCCCGCGCUCCGCACCCUCCUGUCCCACGGCUUCUUCAGGAACGAUUUUCUAGAAGUCGUGAAUUUCCUGAAAAGUUUAACAUUGAAGAGUGAAGAGGAAAAGACUGAAUUCUUUAAGUUCCUGCUGGACAGAGUUAGCUGCCUGCCCGAGGAGCUGGUCGCCGCCCGGCUGGUGCCCCUGCUGCUCAACCAGCUGGUGUUCGCAGAGCCGGUGGCCGUUCGGAGUUUCCUUCCUCACCUGCUCGGCCCCAAACAAGACGGGGCGCCCGGAGGGACCCCGUGCCUGCUGUCGCCGGCCCUGUUCCGGGCGCGCGUGGUGCCCGUGUUGCUGCGGCUGUUCGAGGUGCACGAGGAGCACGUGCGCCUGGUGCUGCUGACCCACCUGGAGGCCUACGCCGCGCACUUCACGCGUGAGCAGCUGCGCACCAUCAUCCUGCCCCAGGUGUUGCUGGGCCUACGGGACACUAGCACCUCCAUCGUGGCCGUCACCCUGCACAGCCUGGCCGUGCUGGUCUCCCUGCUUGGACCAGAGGUGGUUGUGGGAGGAGAAAGAACCAAGAUCUUCAAACGCACUGCCCCCGGCUUCACAAAACCCACCGACCUUUCCCCAGAAGGUGACCAGUUUACUCAGACUACAGACUGUCCUGUGAAUGGCCUUUCAGACGUAAAAAGUACCUCCACGGGUGGUGGCGACGUCCCGCCAAGCCCCCAGGCAUCUGAGGAGUGGCCUGACUGGAGUGAGCCUGAGGAGCCGGAGAGCAGAACUGCGAGCACGCGGGCGUGGCCUCCAGGGCCCGGGGAGGCUGCCAGGUCCCUGCUCCAAGAUGAGCAGGCGGCAGCAGGGACCCAGAAUGGCCUGGAACGUGGCAGCCCCGGCCCUGCAGAGAGUCCAGGAGGCAGAACUACAGCCACCCCGGGGGAGCUCCAGGCCCCGCCCACAGUGGUGCCUCUGCUCACAGAGGCGGCUGAGCUUCUGGCAUCCAGCCGACCCCCAAAGACCAGCCCUGCCCCAAGCGUGGACCACCCAGAGCAGGCCAAGCCACCAAAGGGGUCAUCACAGGAAAGGCACCCCCAGGCCCCCUCAGAAUGGGGAUUAGGAGAGGAGUUCACCAUUCAAGUGAAAAAGAAGCCGGGGCAGGACCCCGAGUUGGACUGGUUUGCUGACAUGACCCCCGAGAUCAAGCCUUCAGCCACUGUUCUCAUUCUACCGGAGCUGAGGGCAGGACCGGUGGGCCCCCCUGAAGAUGCCGCCUCCCCGGGGAUGCAGUUUUCCUCCAAGUUCGCUGCGGCAGACACCGCUGAGGCGGAGUCCGAAGGCUGGGGCGAUGCAGGGGAGCUGAACUGGGGAGACGGCAGCUGGUGACAAUGGCUGUGAGUGAAACUCUAGGGAAAAGGGUUCCUUUUUAUAAGAGAAAUCAAACUAAUACCUCAACAGCAGGCUCUGCAGACAAGAACACCCCGCAGGACCCUGUUUUCUCAAGGCGAGGGCUUUUGCGUCUGUGCCAACAGAGGUGCCUCGGGUGGGGGCCCUCCGCUAAGGAGGGGGCAGUGCCUCUAAGGCCAGGCAACCCUGGAAGUGAAGAGCAUAAACGCAGAACUUCGAGCUGAUUAACUCUGUGCCACUUCUGUAGCAGUGAAAAGAAUUGACUCUACUAGGAAUACUGAACAGAAUGUAGCUGUAAAGGGUACAAGUGACUUUAAAUUGCUGAAGUCUCCUCAAGCAGCUUAUUUAUCUGCAGUUUCCCUGAGGGACCUGGGCCAGUAGUGACCGUUCCCACCUGUGGUGUUAUGUGCGCCCAAGUCCUUCCCGGAGACAGACCCUGUGACCCUGCUCUGUAAAUGUCCAAUAAAGAUUAUUUUCUCUAGA
Artibeus jamaicensis (Jamaican fruit-eating bat) is the source of this 2891-nucleotide messenger RNA. RefSeq names its product SCY1 like pseudokinase 3 (gene SCYL3). Gene Ontology annotation, biological process: protein phosphorylation. The record is from RefSeq and is a predicted model, not a curated record. Gene Ontology annotation, molecular function: protein kinase activity; ATP binding. The coding region runs from base 402 to 2387 and encodes 661 amino acids. The transcript is spliced from 12 exons. NCBI's taxonomy places the organism in Eukaryota, Metazoa, Chordata, Mammalia, Chiroptera, Phyllostomidae.